GUGGUCCUGUGUAAACCAGUGAACGUGCAACUCUACGAAAUUGAUCAUGAUCAAUCACAAUAUCGCAUCGAUGAUGAUUCAGAUUCACCAUGUAAUCAACUCGAAAAUGAGUGCAGAACGUAUUGAUUAUUUAUUGCAUUCAAAAUUGUUUGAUGGGAUGAACACUUUAGAAGUUGCAUGGUGAUCGGUCCUGAAUUAUCAGAUUGUACAUAGAGAAGUUUCCCGAACGAAAGUAGCCUAAAAAAAUAAAACACCUGAAAUCAGACUGACAUCAUCAAGGGCUUCCUGGAGACAAUAUGGCGAAUGACUCCCUGCCAGUUACUGGGGUCUGCGUGGUGGCCGACAAAGAGAGAUGCCCUGUUCACUUUCAAGUUAUUGAGAGCACCACAGACGGCCAGGAUGCUGACAUCUGGAAGGACAGCUUCUUCAGGAAGGUCAGGCGAUACCUCUGCUUCACACGCCAACCCGCUCAGGGGAAUGUAGUAUUGACAGACUUUACUGUCAUCAAGGAAGGCGAUCAGAUCCCACAGGGCUACACAUGCAUUCCAACCACUUCAGACUCAAAGGAGCCGGUCCUUAAGAAGAAGGUUGUCAUCGCAAAGUUUGUUAUGAGAAGUUUGGUGAACAGCGCUAUCUGUGAUAUCAGCCUGACCUCCUCAAAGGCCAAAACCCGACCCAUUGAUGCGUCACCAAGGGGAGAGAUCAAUGGUCUAUAUCUGUACCUCAAGUUGGGGACACUUCCAAGCCUUACAUCACAGCCAGUGCCCACACUUCCGUAUAACAGGCCACACUCAGUCAGCAAUCCGCAACCGUACACCAAUAAUGCUAACGUUGGCUAUUAUGGAUCUCCAAGAAAGGCUGAAGAUAGUGCGGCUCCGGCCCAGCCCACGCCUUACCAGUAUCCGUCAAGAGGCAGUACCUUGACCAGGCAGGCAUCCAUGAUACAAACUAAUGCAGCUACAGAGCGAAUACACUCAGCAAUUGAGGGGGUGCCGUUUGAGCUCCACACCUCACUACAGCCAACCGACAACUCACAGGAUUUUCCAACGUUACAGCUCCCGACAGACGAAGAUGUGCUUCUCAGGUACAGCUACGAUUUCAGCACCGAGCGCCAAUCCAAACAGAGGAAUCUUGUCACACUAUGAGGGCGCUCUUCACUUUCGGCCAUAAAAUCUUUCAUUCGCUUGUUCCCUUCACCUUAUAUAUCCAAUGGCGUAUUUCAGUGGCCUUGUCAGUGUUGCAGUGGAGACUGACACUAGUCCUGAAAUGUUGAGACUAGUCAUCGUAAGUUUUCCAGUCGCAAGCCAAGUCACACAACCUAUCUAUUAACUCUAACUCCCUGGGCCUUUUUGCUAGGAUGUAGCCUCAAUCCUGCAAAAUCUUCCAAUUGGCCUCAUGGAAAAAUAGCAUAUAACCUCAAUCC
Messenger RNA from Patiria miniata (bat star), 1423 nucleotides. Its product is annotated as multivesicular body subunit 12B-like. Bases 297 to 1145 code for a protein of 282 amino acids. Gene Ontology annotation, cellular component: late endosome; ESCRT I complex. The transcript is spliced from 9 exons. The record is from RefSeq and is a predicted model, not a curated record. NCBI's taxonomy places the organism in Eukaryota, Metazoa, Echinodermata, Asteroidea, Valvatida, Asterinidae. Gene Ontology annotation, biological process: viral budding; regulation of epidermal growth factor receptor signaling pathway; virus maturation.